AUGGCGUUGCAUAGUGAAUCAAGAUCACCAUUGAUGCCCACUCCGGCGACAGGUAGCGUCAAUAUUUUUUCCCCCGAAACUGAUUGCACGACCACCUACACCUCGAAUGACACUAAGUUCUGGGCUCCGAUUUCUGAGGAUUCAAUCACACCACACAUCGGCCAGGUGUUUGGUACAGUUGAACAGGGUGAGGUGUUUUAUUUUGAGUACGGUAGGGCGGUAGGGUUUGAUGUGCGUCGUAGCACGGUGAAAAAGGAUAGAAAUGGAAACACAACGGUCCGCCACCUGGUGUGUUCAAGACAGGGGUUUAAACAAGUCGUACGAGACCAGUUUGCGGAAUUGGAGGUGGGGAAUGGUGUAGCAGUGGGUGGUUCGUGCCACCGGACAUCGAAUCGUGUUGGUUGCCCAGCUCGGGUUGUGCUGAAACGGGGUAAUGCAGGUUCAUUCAUUGUGCACCUAUUAGAAAUCAGUCACACACACCCAUUGUGCAGCGACGUGUCACGGCCCUUUCUGCGAGCGAACCGCUACAUGGAUGUUACCCACCAGAACUUUGUUGCUAGUUGUGCAAAAGCAAAUAUUGGACCUUCUAAAUCAUUCAAGUUGUAUAGAGAGUUCGUUGGUGAUUUCUCAAAUAUUGGGGCGACACGUAAUGACUUUCGGAACAUGAAACGAGAUUUAUUGGCAUUAAUUAAGGGUGCGGAUGCACAAAUGAUUAUUGCUAAAUUCCGUGGGCGACAGGACCGGUGUCCAGAUUUUUUCUACGACUACGCCAUAGAUGCAGAAGAGCAACUUUGCAGGUUAUUUUGGACAGACCGUGUUGCACGGGAGAGUUACGCUUGUUUCGGGGAUGUGAUGUCGUUUGAUGCAACCUACAACACGAACAAGUAUAAAUUGGUGUUCGUCCCAUUCACCGGGAUUGAUAAUCACAAGCGUUGUGUGGUGUUUGGUGCUGGGCUACUUGCUAACGAAGAUGAGGCGUCUUAUGUUUGGUUGUUAGAGAACUUCAAGCGUGCAAUGGGUCAGGAGCCUAUUUGCACAGUUACAGACCAGGACCCUGCUAUGAGAAAAGCUGUGCCACAAGUUUUGAAGCACACACAGCACAGAUUCUGCAUGUGGCACAUAAUGUCAAAGGUCACUGAAAAAGCUGGACCAAUACUAGCCAAGGAUGCUGAGUUCCUUCGUAGUUUGAACGCAGUUGUAUGGGAUGAAAGAAUAACUACUGAGGAGUUUGAGUUACGAUGGCAUAGUGUUAUGGAACGAUUCGGGCUGCUGGAUCAUACUUGGUUUAACCAACUGUUCGAGUUGCGCGCACAGUGGAUCCCUGCUUUUUUCCGGGAUGUACGUAUGGGAGGUUUGUUGCGCACGACUUCUCGGUCUGAAGCCAUCAACAGUGUUUUUGGAUGUUCGACUAACCGCCAUGCUAGUUUAAUUGAGUUUUUAUGCCAUUAUGACGGUGCAAUCGAAGCUCAACGUUAUGAGCAAGCAAAGCUAAACGCGGCAUGUGAAGGGCACCUGCCUAAGAUGACAACACCCUUGGCAAUUGAGCGGCAUGCAGCUGCUGUAUAUACGAUACAAUUGUUCUACGAGAUUCAAAAUGAGAUUUCUAAGGCUUGUUUUUCAUGCCGGGUCGUGAGUGUCCAGCAAACUGGGGUAGUUAAGCAAUAUGUGAUACAGGACGUUUAUGGUAACGAGUCCAAGGUGGAGUUUAACAGCGACGAGACUGCAGUCCAUUGCACGUGCAAAAUGUUUGAAAAGGUAGGGCUUCUGUGCAGCCAUGGUUUUGUAGCUCUCAAAGAUGAUGGCAUGGAAGUGAUCCCGUCACCAUACGUGCUUGUACGGUGGUCACGUGGUGCUUGUGUGCGAUCGACGAGCCGAGCAAAUAGCGAGGGUAACAACCACAUCCCCCCGCAGCAUAAACUGUGGGUUGAUUUUCAUACAUGUUUAUCCGUAGCAGGGGAAGACCAGGAACGAAUACUAAUGGUGAGUAAUGCAGUCCAAGCAUUAAGAGAGUCUUUGAGUGUGGGUGCUGACAGUACCCCUAUGCGACGUGGUAAGCAUUCUGUGAUUGAGAACUUUACCGGAAAUGUGGCUGUAGACCCAGUAGUGAUACGCCCCCCAGUGGUGGCUCGUAACAAAGGUCGGGGGAAGCGUCUUAAAGGAAGCCGGGAAAUUGCAGUGACUAUGAAAAAACCUGGGGGACGGACAUGCGCUACAUGCGGACUGGCAAAUGGACAUGAUAGUCGCAACUGUGUGUUACGGAAGAUGAACCAAGAGUAUGAGGGUUCGGGUUAG
Ipomoea triloba (trilobed morning glory) is the source of this 2292-nucleotide messenger RNA. Its product is annotated as protein FAR1-RELATED SEQUENCE 5-like. The coding region runs from base 1 to 2292 and encodes 763 amino acids. The record is from RefSeq and is a predicted model, not a curated record. Lineage: Eukaryota; Viridiplantae; Streptophyta; Magnoliopsida; Solanales; Convolvulaceae. Gene Ontology annotation, biological process: regulation of DNA-templated transcription. The transcript has 3 exons. Gene Ontology annotation, molecular function: zinc ion binding.